AUGCUGUUGAACUGGGAGCAAGUGCAUAUUAAUUGGACGUUGUUCCUUCCUUUCUUCUUCUUAUCUGCUUUCUACUUUCUUCGGCCAAAGAAGAGCUUAUCUAGACCUACAGAAACCAAGAGCGAGUCGGAAUUUCCCAAGGAAAUCAAGACCAAUGCUGUGCUGCCAGAUUUCAAAUGGGACCAUAAGGAACCUGCAAAGUCUUAUCCAUUCAAGGAUAAAGAGUACAAGUUGACUAUGGGCAUUCGCAGUUUCAAGCCUGAUGAUUGGCUCUUGAUAGAAGAUACUUAUCUUGACCGUAUUGAAGAGAAAACCAAGUUGAUCACCAACUCACAUCCUGCUUACGACUCGGACAAGGAUACGGAGGCUAGCACGGUCUUCACUUCGGAGAUCGGCGACCCUGCCGUGAGAGAAUUGUACGAUGUCAUUAUUCAGUACAUGUGUGACAAGUAUCCAAUGUACUUUAAGUUAAAUGGCGAUGGAACCAGCGUCCACAACAACAUUACUAAGGAAGACAUUCCUGCUACUGCUGGGGACAUUGAUACCAGAAAGUUAUUACAUCUCUUGACGAGAACUGUGGAAGAGGACUGUAUUAUUAUGAUGCCAGAUGAGACGCUCGACGACCCCGAAUUUGGCAAUGAGUACUACUUCAAGGCAGGUGUGUUUGCUUUUGCAGCUGGCUUCGACCCUCGGGACAAGUUUAACAAGCCUUUGACCAGCAUUCACGAACCUAUCCCUGGUUACCAGAGUAUUCUCAGAACUUCUAUGAACAGAUACUUUCAGAGACUUCAGCCCUGCCAGUUCGUGGGCCGUGCAAACUUUUCCAUUCAAGCACACAACAAGUUUUAUGUUGACGAUGACAACAAGGGAUACCACUUGUCUGAAGAGGAAGUCCGCAGGGCUAUUCCGUAUGAAGAUCUUGACUUCGACAAACAGGUUCACUAUAGAAGUGAAAGACAGAUGCUUACGCGUUUGCCAAAGACUGGUGCCAUUGUUUUCACUAUUAGAACGUACUUGCACCCAUUCAGCGACUUCAAGUCGCAACCUGAAGAGGUUGGCCAAAGAUUGCUUGGUGCUCUUGAGAAGUUCCCAGACGACAUGGCCAAAUACAAAGGCCUUACGAAGUUGGCUCCAGCGGCAAUCCGCUACUUAAAGGAAUUCUUAUGA
Molecule: messenger RNA, 1167 nt
Organism: Sungouiella intermedia
Lineage: Eukaryota; Fungi; Ascomycota; Pichiomycetes; Serinales; Metschnikowiaceae
Source: the annotation of a GenBank genome assembly